CCAUCCAUCACUCCGUGAUACAAUUUUGCACAAUGUGUCAAAUUCCCAUAAAUCAACCACAGUUCUGAGUAAGAUGAUAAAACAGGAGAAGCCGGCACCAACACAGACAGGAUGAGUCUGGUUUGUUUGUACUUCAACUCAGGAGUCACACCAGGUCGCAGGAUUCCAGCUCUGCUCUCUGAUGGUUGUGAUCCACGAGAAGAUGAGUUCUCAUUAAGCAUGAGCUGGAUCAGUACUGCCAGUGCUCAACCAACGAAGCAGCAUUGGAAUCACCAUGCUGGUGGAAUGGUGGCAGGAGAACUGAAAAGAGUGCCGGACGGCAGGGGGAGAGUGCAACGGUUCUUCCGGACUCCUCCUCUGGAGCAAAGACCACAGAAGAAGUCCCGCAAGAAGCUCCAAGUUGUCAUCUGUGUACUGCUUGUGGAGCUGUGUGAGAGGUUUACAUUCUUUGGGAUUGUUUGUAACAUGAUUCUGUUCUGCACUGUGAAGCUGGGCUACGACAACUACCUGGCUGCGACUGUCAACCUGUGCUUCGUAGGAGUCAGCACCCUGACCCCUGUUCUGGUUGGGUGGUUUGCAGAGACCUACUUAGGAAGGACUAAGGUCCUGUAUUUGUGCGCUUUUCUCCAUUUCUUUGGCACAGCCAUGCUGCCAGUGGUUGCGUUUCCAUUUGAAGAUUUCUACAUUGACACUCAUCACAUGACCCACAAGCUGGACCCCAUGGAGCAGCAGGUCUUGUUUUACAUGGGCCUCCUGGCCGCCGCGCUGGGCAUCGGUGGCAUCAGGGCCAUCCUCUGUCCAAUGGGAGCCUACAGCCUGCAGAGCUACAACCAGCACCAGCUCCUGUCGUUCUUCAACUGGUUCUACUGGUUAGUGAAUCUGAAUUCCACUGUCGUCUUUCUGGGCAUCGCUUACAUCCAGCAGUCUGUGGCCCAAAAUCUGGUCUUCCUCAUCCCUUUCACCUCUGUGCUGUUGGCUCUCAUCGCCAUCCACAUGAUGCGCAAUAAACUCACCUACAAACCCAAGAGAGGUGGAUCCUUACUGACCACACUGGGAGUUUUCCUGAACUCCUUCAAAAUGUGCUGCCUCCGGCAUCGUCACCUGAGCGGAGAUGUGGUGUCCUGGCUGGACCGGGCCAAAGAGAACAACGGUGGGCGGUACAGUGAGACCCACGUGGAAAAUGUCAAAGUCUUGGCAAAGCUCUUUCCUCUCUAUGGGCUUCAGCUGCUAUAUAGAGUCUGCGUCACACAGAUUCCCUCAGGUUAUUACAUACAGACCAUGAACUCCAACCUCCACCUGAAUGGCCUUCUGCUGCCCAUUGGAGCUAUGAAUGUCAUCAGCAUCUCACCUCUGCUACUCUUGGCCCCACUGAUGGAGUUUGUGACAACUUACUUCCUCUCUAUGGAGAAAACUCCACUGGCACCUGCAAGAGUCAUAACUUUGGGCCAUGCAUGUGCUGCUGUCUCUGUCCUGGUCGCAGGUUUGGUGGAGCUACACAGGAAGGCCUACCCUGUGGUGGAGCAGACCCUGUCCGGGAAGGUUCUGCAUGUAUCAUCCAUGCCGUGUUUCCACCUGGCUCCUCAGUACAUCCUGCUUGGUGUAGCUGAGGCCCUCGUCACUCCUGCCUGUUCCCUCAUAUCUUUCCAGCUGAUCCCAAGCCACAUCAGGGGGAUCUCCCUGCACUUCCUCACUCUAUCCUAUGGAGGGGGCUGCUUGCUUGGUGCAUUCAUCAUUCAGCUGGUGUACUUUUGCUCUGGAGGUAACUUCUACCCAAACUCUCUGCAUGAUGGGAAUCUUGAGAUAUUCUUCUUCCUUCUGGCCUCAUUGAUGGCAAUAAAUACUCUCCUGUUCUGGAGACUAUCAUACAGGUACAUGGACCUGAGUGUUCAGGGUAAACCACUGAGCAGCAGCUCCUUGUCUGAGAAGCUGCUGCAUUAUAAGGCUACACUGCGCUUCUACGACACCGUAGAACAUCUUUCUACUGACUCUGUUCUAUAACUGCCUUUACUUAAAUCCUGUUAGUGGUGCUGGCGCUGCAUAUUUAUGUGUCAAUAAUGUAUAAAAGGAUGUUUUGUAAAGUACAAUCUGUAGGCACAAGUCCUGAAGCCUCAAUAUUUUUUAUGGACUUUGCAGAAAUUUUAGCAUAUUUCUUAAAUGGAUGUUAUAAAAGACAGUUUGAGUUGAAUUUGACAAAGUCAAAAGGUAAUGUAU
This is a messenger RNA of Fundulus heteroclitus (mummichog), 2211 nucleotides long. RefSeq names its product solute carrier family 15 member 5 (gene slc15a5). Gene Ontology annotation, biological process: transmembrane transport. Bases 112 to 1998 code for a protein of 628 amino acids. Lineage: Eukaryota; Metazoa; Chordata; Actinopteri; Cyprinodontiformes; Fundulidae. The transcript is spliced from 9 exons. Gene Ontology annotation, cellular component: membrane. Gene Ontology annotation, molecular function: transmembrane transporter activity. The record is from RefSeq and is a predicted model, not a curated record.